UAACCCCCGCCGAACUCGGUGUAACAGAGCUGCAUCAGUAACUGCUUUCCCAGGUUAGCGAAUGAUAAACUGUAAAUAAGGAAUUGUCCCCGCCCCCGACAUCCUUCAGCACCAUAGCCGGCCUCUUUUCUAAAAACGCGCUGCGGCAGCGCCAGUGAGUGAGUGUGUGAAGUAGUUCCCUAGUGAGAAUUUCCAACAUGUCUGCGCCCAGAGAAGAGGCAUGAAGUCUCCCAACUUGCUUUCACCAGGCCCUUUCUGCUGCGUUCGUACCUUGUACUUCAAGCUCGAUUUUUCUUGGUGAAGAAGAUCAAAUGCUUUGGAGGCAGAAACUUGAAAAGGGCAAGUUGUAGAAGGCCUUGAACCAUUUGGAAAAGUUCUGCCGGACAGCACUUCACAGACACAAUGGGUACAAAACAUGCCUGCAACCUUGAGAAAACUUCAGCAAAUGGCUAUUUAUCUGGGAAUUGUAGCUGGCGGGGGAAGUGCUCUUAUGUAUUACUACACACAAAAGAGCUUUGCCAGGACCCAGUACUAUCAGCAGGCUCUUGAGCAGCUUCAUAAGGACUUUACAGCCUUGGAGGCCCUUGGCGCUCCUCCUCUUAAAGUACAUUUCAUCAGAUUGACAGACAAGAGCAAUCGUAUUGAUAUGUCAAGAGCUCAGUUAAAGAUACCAGUAUCUGGAAGAAAGUCAGCUGGGUAUCUUCAGGUUGAUUCUGAAAAAGAUUUCUCCCACAACAGCUGGCAACUACAGGAAGUCACAUUACAACUCCAAGAUGGCCAAAUUGUCCCCGUGUACAUUUCAUCAAUGAAGAAUUCUACUGGACAAGAGGUGUAAAAUUCAGAGAAGUGCUACUUGAAUAGCUUUCCAGUCAAUGAAGAGUCUACUGGCUGCUAUUUUAACGGACUGCUUCUCUCUUUCACCCCCUUCAUUUUUUACAUCAAUUUAGAAAGACAGUAUGUGGGAUGGUAAAGACCAGAAGCUGCUGAAGUAUUUUCAGAGUAUUUGCUGCUUUCACCCCUUUAAAUAUUGUAUGGGGCAGAAGUGGCUGUUUUAUUUAACUGGAGUGAAGUGGAAUAUUGUACCCUACCUUUUCUCCAAAGCAGCUGAACGGCAGCUCACUGAUGAUUUGCUAGCAAUCCCCCUUUCAGCCCUUACUGGAAGGGCAGAGCUACUUGGCUUCUAUAGCAGUGUUCCCUCUAACAGGGAUUCCCAGAUGUUGACUACAACUCCCAGAAUCCCUAACUGCAAAGGUUUUUGCUUGGGGAUUAUGGAAGUUGUAGUCAGCAACAUCUGGGAAUCCCUGUUAGAGGGAACAUUGUUCUAUAGUAGAACUGCAUGUGCCUACAGAGAGUAUUUGGGGCUGAACUAGAUAGACUGAGUGGUCAGCAUACUUCAAAUUAAGGAAGAUUGGAGACUGUUUACAAUGAUGCUUCUUGUGCCAUAACAGUCCUGUCUGAUGUGUCUUUUAAGGGUAUGAAAGCAACACAGUUAAGAGUCAUUAGGCAAUUGCUAGUUUGACUUUAAAAUUUAGACAAUGUCUUCAAAAAUAUGAUGGGGGGGGAGAAUUGCUAUGAAGGUUUAACGGAGAUUACCAAAUUAAAAGUCUCAUGAGUUUAGCAAUUGUAAUGGGUUCUGCUGUUACACUCCAGAAUCAAAGUGAAUAGUUAGCAAUAGAUUGUGCAAAUCUAGUUAUUAGAAUCUUUAAUGCAACCCUGAAGUUACUGAUUUGAAAGUUAUCAACUUGAAAAAAAUGCUCUCUUUAAACCAGGACAGAAGACAAAGCUUUUAUAAAGGUGAAUCCAUUUAUUAACCCCCUUAACACUUGAAUAUAUUCCUUACAAUGUGAAAAAAAUCAAGAUGUUAUGUACAUUUUCCAGAAAAUUAAAUAUUGCUCAUCUUAGUUCUGUGUUGGUGUGCUUAACAUGUAAAGGAGUAAUAAAUGGACAUGUCAUCAGUCAUUAUUAAACUUCAUUUGUUAAUUGUU
Molecule: messenger RNA, 1985 nt
Organism: Hemicordylus capensis (graceful crag lizard)
Lineage: Eukaryota; Metazoa; Chordata; Lepidosauria; Squamata; Cordylidae
Product: cytochrome c oxidase assembly factor 1 homolog
Exons: 7
Coding region: 416-835 (139 amino acids)
Biological process (GO): mitochondrial respiratory chain complex I assembly; mitochondrial respiratory chain complex IV assembly
Cellular component (GO): mitochondrial inner membrane
Source: RefSeq, a predicted model, not a curated record